This is a messenger RNA of Letharia columbiana, 1233 nucleotides long. RefSeq lists its product as uncharacterized. The record is from RefSeq and is a predicted model, not a curated record. The coding region runs from base 1 to 1233 and encodes 410 amino acids. The transcript has a single exon. NCBI's taxonomy places the organism in Eukaryota, Fungi, Ascomycota, Lecanoromycetes, Lecanorales, Parmeliaceae.
AUGAAGUGCCUUCUUGCUCUCGUCGCAAUUUUCAACGCUCUUGCCACCGGAUCAGCGUCUCUCGAUAUUUUAGACGCACCGUAUGCCGCUGCCUCAGGAUUAUCGUCUCCCGAUGCCGUUCUAACGCUUCCACCACAGCCUGCGGGUGAGUCUCUGAGUAGUUUCUUGGACCAGAUUUUUCCUAUAAACAUGGGGAACUCCUCCAAUAAUACAAUUACCGCCGGUUCAAAGAACAAGAGAGCUUAUGCUAGUGCCGAUGCAACGGGCCCCUACACUGAUUCAUACGGCCUUCACCAGUCAUGUUGGGACGAUGAUACGGGCUCGGGGACGACUACCUACAACAUCAGCGUGGACUUUUCUGAAUGCGGUACUGGCCUUAAACUUGGUACUGACAUAGGCGUUUACACAUUCACCAAUGGCACAACGACCAACAACACCGACCUUCGCGACAUGGUUGCCGACUUGUAUAUGUUGCGACAUUCGAGGCAAAAUCCCAAUCCAAGAUAUGCCAAUCACACAGCGGUGGUCGCCCAGCUAGCCAUAGAAGAAGCAAAUCCUCUCUUAAAUAGCGGCCUCAUCUGUCGAAAUACUUCAAGCACAGGCCAGACUGAAGCUAUAGUCCAUGACGAGCUCCGACAUCUCCUUAUGAACACCCACAGCUAUUGGACGGCCGUCUUUAUCAGCGCAGGAAGCGGUGCCGCCGUCGGCGGUGGCGUCGCAGCCGUCGCCGAUCUCGUCUUCAACGGCAACGUCACAAAUGAGAACGUCGUUCAAACAGCUAUCGUCAUUGGAUCCGUUGUCAUCAUUGGUGGAAUCCUAACCCGCUGCGACCAAGCCGGCCGCCUGGAUGGAGCCGAGAACGUAGUCUCAAAUGUAAGGGAAUUGGUCCCGCAAGGUCGCGAGGCUAUUGUCCAGAACGUCUACAUUUCUUGGGCUCGCCGGCAAAUGCAAAGGAUAGCCAGACAGCAGGUGGAAGAGGCUUUGAGUGAGGCCGGCGUCGGCUCCAUUGCCGGUUCAGGGGCUACGUCACCCCAUACGCCAGGCUCUAUUUCUUCAAUUCCUGGUUCUCCUGGCUCUGGGUUUGGAGAUACCUGCCUUUCGGAAUUGGAGGCCGGGCAAGCUGGUAGCGCCAUAGGAGAAAUGAGCGAUGUGACCUUGGAUCUCGAGCCUAUCCAGGAAGUUCUCGAGAAAUUGGGAUCGCGCGAUGAACAAGGUGGCUGCAGUUCUACAUAG